Molecule: messenger RNA, 453 nt
Organism: Naegleria gruberi
Lineage: Eukaryota; Heterolobosea; Eutetramitea; Acrasida; Naegleriidae
Exons: 1
Coding region: 1-453 (150 amino acids)
Source: RefSeq, a predicted model, not a curated record
AUGAUUAAGGCUACAACUAUUAUUGCUAGUUUACUUAUUAUUGUAUUGUGUACACAAUAUACAAUGGCACAAACAUGUAAGAUUGGUACCUUGUUUAAUCAAUCACCUAAACAAUGUACAGAUUGUACAACAUGUACAGGUGCAAAUCCAACAUGUGCUACUAGAAGUGAUGAUCUUGAAGUUUCUUCUAACUUGAUUUUAUUAACAGGUGAUUGUAGGGUUGUUGGUAUUGAACAAGCAUGUUCUCGAUAUGAUCCAAAGAAUCAAAAAUAUGUUAAUAAUGAUGGUUCAUAUAGAAUUUGUAAGGCUUGGUGUGAAAAGAGAAAAUCAACAUGUAAUGAUCCAACUGAUUGUUCAAAUUAUCCUACUACUGAUUGUUGGAAUAAUUCUAAUACUAUGGUAUUAAGUAUGGGUACUUUUAUUUUAAUUCUCAUUUCUAUUCUUUUAUUUUAA